AUGUCUCCCACCGCCGCUGGACCGGCUCUCUCAGGGCGACUCUUCGCAACUACAUGCCGCAAUUGCCGAUUCCAAUUAUCCUCAUCCGCGAUUAAACGUGCCGAGAUCUCGCCCAGCAAGAACGGGAUUGCAAGCCGAAGAUAUAUCUCUGCACCCUAUGGAUACACACAAGCCAAGGCGCUGGUAUAUUCGAAAUACGGUGAACCCAAAGAUGUUCUAAGUCUGCACAGCCAUUCCAUUUCUCCCGCCUACUCCAACCAAGUCACCAUCCGCUUCCUCGCGUCGCCCAUCAACCCCGCAGACAUCAACCAAAUCCAGGGCGUGUACCCGUCCAAGCCCGCCCUGUCACAGGCCAUCGGCACCGCGGUCCCGUCCGCCGUCGGAGGCAAUGAAGGCGUCGCCGAAGUCGUCGCGGCCGGGUCGGGCGUCAAAUCCGUGCGGCGCGGCGACUGGGUGAUCAUGAAAAAGACCGGGUUCGGGACAUGGCGGACACACGCGCAGACCGACGAGGCGAACCUGUUCAAGAUCGAAGACAAGCAGGACCUGACCCCCUUGCAAGCCGGCACGGUCUCUGUCAACCCGUGCACCGCGUACCGCAUGCUCAAGGACUUUGUGCCCCUGCAGCCGGGGGACUGGUUCAUCCAGAACGGCGCCAACAGCGGCGUCGGGCGCGCGGCGAUCCAGCUCGGCCGCUCGUGGGGGCUCAAGAGCAUCAACGUGAUCCGGGACCGGCCUGGUGGCGGCGUCGAGCAGAUGAAGCAGGAUCUCCUCGACCUGGGCGCGGACCAGGUCGUGACGGAUACAGAGCUCAUGGAGCGGGGGUUCAGUGACCGCGUCAAAGAGUGGACGAAUGCCGGGCGCGAGAAGCUUGGGCUGGGGCUUAACUGUGUGGGAGGCAAGAAUGCCACGGCCGUGGCGAAAGUCUUGUCCCCCGGUGCGCAUCUCGUCACGUAUGGCGCCAUGUCGAAACAGCCGGUCCAGCUCCCCACGGGCUUGCUCAUUUUCAAGAAUAUCUCGUUUGAUGGCUUCUGGGUCAGCAAGUGGAGCGAUGCCCACCCGGACGAAAAGUACAAGACGGUCCAGGAUAUCCUGCACCUCACGCGCACCGGACAGUUCAAGGAUGUGCCCUUCCAGGAAGUCAACUGGGAUUGGGAUACCCCGUUGGAUACCCUCAAGGAGGCGGUCCAAGGGACGCUUGAGGGGUUCCGGCAGGGUAAAGGUGUGUUUGUCUUUGGCGAGACGUAA
Messenger RNA from Xylona heveae TC161, 1245 nucleotides. Its product is annotated as NAD(P)-binding protein. Bases 1 to 1245 code for a protein of 414 amino acids. The transcript has 2 exons. Gene Ontology annotation, cellular component: mitochondrion. Lineage: Eukaryota; Fungi; Ascomycota; Xylonomycetes; Xylonales; Xylonaceae. Gene Ontology annotation, molecular function: trans-2-enoyl-CoA reductase (NADPH) activity. Gene Ontology annotation, biological process: fatty acid metabolic process. The record is from RefSeq and is a predicted model, not a curated record.